This is a messenger RNA of Ciona intestinalis (vase tunicate), 3924 nucleotides long. Lineage: Eukaryota; Metazoa; Chordata; Ascidiacea; Phlebobranchia; Cionidae. The record is from RefSeq and is a predicted model, not a curated record.
AACUAUCCAAGCGUAACCACGUGUGUUUCAUUUGUUUUGCUUAUACAUAGCGACUGAUCACAGUGAUUGCACAAGCAUUUGAAAUCGUUUGUAUUUCCUGUACAGGUGUAGCGGUGUUAGAAAUGGUCCUGCCUGAAGAAAGUAAUAUAUUGUUUAUGUACCAAAAUAUCUAAUUGUGGAUAAAGCUUGCUUCUACUAGUACCCACAAUGAUGGAAGAGAAACCACACGUGGAACUGAUGAUUGGAGGAGUAAAGAUUCAUUUUCCAUUUAAACCUUAUCCGUCACAACUCUCAAUGAUGAGCAUGAUUGUAAAAGGUUUACAACGAUCAGAGCAUUGCUUGCUUGAAAGUCCAACAGGAAGUGGCAAGACUUUGUCACUUCUUUGCUCUGCUUUGGCAUGGCAACAAGAUCUAGCAAUGCGAUUGCAGAAAAAAGAAGAAUUGUAUGAACAAUCAAAUGUUGACUGUGCUGAAGAAGAAUGCUGUUCCAUUGAGCAACCCCCAAAGGAAAAGGAAAAAGUGCCUACUAUAUGGUUUGGAACAAGGACUCACAAGCAGAUAGCUCAAAUUACCCAUGAACUAGCUACAACCCAGUAUAGGCAUGUAAACAUGAGUAUACUAUCAAGCAGGGAACACGCUUGCAUACAUCCAUUAAAUAGUCAGUCAAAAACUAAAAACGAAGGAUGUAAAGAACUACGUAAAGGAAUUCACCCUGACCUACCUGGAACUCACUGCAUAUUUUACCAGAAUGUCAACAGGCUAAGAAGUCAUGCUAGUUUAAAAAACUGUGGCAUAACUCAAGCAUGGGAUUUAGAGGAUUUAGUGAAACUUGGAACCAGAGUAAAAUCAUGUCCAUAUUAUGCUGCAAGGGAGCUGCAGAAGACGGCAUCUAUUAUAUUUUGCCCUUAUAAUUACCUUAUUGAUCCCAGUAUUAGGAGUAGCAUGCAGAUUGACCUUCAGAAUGACAUUGUUAUUUUAGAUGAAGCACACAAUAUAGAAGAUAGUUCAAGAGAAGCUGCAAGCUUUACUGCAGUUGAAACUGAUUUAAUGAGCACUGUGGCAGACCUUGAACAUUUAAUUUCUGUUGAAUCAAACGUGGAAGAACAUCAAAAACUACACUUGGUGUUAUCAAAAAUGGGAGGCUGGAUGAACAAACAUGUAAAGGACCUGAAAGAGUCUGCAUAUGAAACCUGGUCCAAGGUUUGGACUGGAGAAGAUUUUAUUCCGCAUUUAGAUGAAUGGGGAAUCACUGCUGAUACAUUAAGCUUACUUGUGGAGGCAUUUUUGAAGGCAGUUGAAACAAAGGAAGAAGAGGAAGGGGGAGUAGAAGAGGAGAAAAAGGAAAUGAUCAUGCAUUCAAUGAGCAAAUCCUUUCUUGGAGCAUUGUUUGAUGUCUUGACAUAUAUCCUUGCUUCUUCCAAAAAGUUCGCAGGAGAUUACAGAGUUACGAUGAUACGAACUGCUCAGUUCGGUAUUCCUCCUCCAAAACGAACAAGAGAUGGCUGGGUUACAAUUAACAAAAGAAAGUCAAAGUUUUUUCUGCUUAAACUGCAUUUCUGGUGUCUUAAUCCUGCUGUGGCAUUCACAGAUUUGGCAGACACAAGAUGUAUCAUCUUAACUUCUGGAACUCUGUCCCCUAUGUCUUCAUUUUCUUCAGAGCUUGGUUUAGCAUUCCCGAUCCAGUUAGAAGCCGCACAUGUCAUUUCUAAUUCACAAGUAUUUGUGGGCUCCCUUGGUUGUGGGCCUAAUGGUCACAGACUGCAAGCAACUUACCAGAAUACAAACAGUUUGGAUUUCCAAGACGAACUUGGUAAAUUGGUGCAAUCGGUUUGUAAUGUGGUUCCUUAUGGCGUGUUAUGUUUCUUCUCAAGUUAUAAAAUGCUAGAAAAACUCUGUGAAAGAUGGAAAAACACAGGUUUGUGGUACGACAUCUGUCAAAAGAAGGAAAUUGUUUGUGAACCUCAUGGUCGUAACAAAGCAGAUUUUGAUGGAGUUCUACAAAAUUUCUACCAUACUGUUGCAAUGGUGGGAACCAGUGAUUUAACCGGUGCAUUAUUUCUGGCUGUUUGUCGAGGCAAGGCAAGUGAAGGGUUAGAUUUUGCAAACAAUAAUGCACGUGCUGUAAUCACAGUGGGCAUACCAUUUCCUAACUACCGUGACAAGCAAGUGGAACUAAAGAAAACCUACAACAACUUUCAUUGCCAAGACAGAGGUUUACUUACAGGAAAUGAUUGGUAUGAAAUUCAGGCAUUCAGAGCUUUAAAUCAAGCUCUAGGUCGCUGCAUUCGUCAUAGAAAUGACUGGGGAGCAUUGAUUAUAGUGGAUGACCGCUUCUGUCAAAAUCCAAGGAAAUACUGUAAAGGCUUGUCGAAGUGGGUUAGACAGAAAGUUAAAUCUUAUGACAAGUUUAAAGUUUUUGAAGAGUCAUUGGCAAACUUUUGCCAAAGACAAUCUAAACAAGAAAAUGAGAAAGAGAAUCUUUCCCUCACUUUUACCCAAAGUGCAUUUGCAUCCACUUCAACCCAGAUCCAAUCUACAAUUGUAGAACCAUUCAACCAAAGCCAGAAGUCAAAGAUUUCAGAUCAUUUUUCUAUAAAAGAUAAACUUGCAACAUGCCUUUCAAUUGGAAAAGAAAACAAACCGGAAAUUCCUAAAACUGAACUUCAAUUUUUGUCGGACCCUGAAAUCAAACCAAUUAAAACUGAAAAUGCGGUGAAGCCAGAGUAUGAGGCAAGCGAAACUAAACCCAACCUAAGAAAAUUUAAAUUUAAAUUGGAGCCUAAAAACAGUUCGAACCCUGAAAUCAAACCAAUUAAAAUAGAAAAUCAGGUGAAACCAGAGUACGAUUCAAGCGAAACUAAAUUCACCAAAAGAAAAUUUAAAUUUGAGCACAAAAAAAGUUUGAACACUGAUGCAUCGGUCAAGGACAAUAAAAAUAAACAAAAUAAUGAUGUCAUUGUGAUUACGAACACCCCUGAAAAGGAGGACAUUUUAAUUGUUCCGGAAUCCCCAGAAAUUAAAUCCGACAACGAAGAAGAUGACUUUAAGGAACCAUUUUCCGCCUCAAGUAAAAGAUCUAGAUCUCGUUCUCAUGAUUUGAGCAAAAACAACAGAGGAAAAAAUACGAUUGCUAGUCAGCUUGCCAAAAAAUGUAAACUCUCUCUUGAUUUUAAAGAUGUUGAAAACCCUUUAAAAGAAGAAGAGAUUUUAUCUGUGAAAGAGAAAAAGAAAAGACGUACCAAAAGGUCUUUUAAUAACUUUGAUGAUGAUUUACGAGGUUUAAAUACUUCUAAAGCUAUUCUACAAACCGUUAUGUCAUGUCUUUGCAGUGAAGUUAUAUGUUCCGCCAAGGAAUGUGACAUUACAGAAGUAAAACAGGACUUUAAUUUGGUUUUAUUGUACUCAAGUGGGGACACCUUAAUAGCAGUGGAUCAAACACUUGUGCCAAAUCUAUCUUACAUGUCGCACACACUUACAAAUAGUGCCACAUUAAACUGUGCAUGGUCUGAAGUAGACAAACAUGCUUUUCGUAUAUUCCAGUGUAUAGCGUGUAAUGAAGUAAUUGCUGUACAAGUAGUGAGCCAUGCAACUCUAUCUAACAAAGUUCUUUUUAUGCCUCAAACUGUGUCUUUGACGGAGAAAUAGUAUUUUGUUUUUUUUAGUAGAAUUGUACUUCUCUUAAAGAUUUUUUUGAAUUCGUUCGAAACUUCAGUACACUUGUGCUUCUUUUGAAUAUUCUUAGGAUUUUUUACAUUUCAUAUUGACCUGUCCUAUAGUUCUAUUUAAUUCUAUAUCACAACAAAAGCAUGCUUUUUCUGCUAGAUAACUGUCUGAAUAUAACUUUAGUAACGGCAAAGAUGUGCACUGUUUCAUGAUUGUUAAUUUAUUGUUUCUAAUGCUGCAUUACACAAAGAAUUUUAAGAA